Molecule: messenger RNA, 390 nt
Organism: Dentiscutata erythropus
Lineage: Eukaryota; Fungi; Glomeromycota; Glomeromycetes; Diversisporales; Gigasporaceae
Source: the annotation of a GenBank genome assembly
GAAAACCUAGGUAGGGAUAACCGAAAACGCAAGGCAACUGAUUACGAAUAUGUAAAGAUAGACGAUAUAAAUUUGCCGAGAGAUUCAAUGGUAGAUGAUUAUAUUGAUCCAAAAAUAAAAUAUGAAGAUGGUGUUAAUGAUAUUAUUUUUCAACAUGAUGGAGAUUCAAAACAUAGAGCAAUUGAUACUAAAAAUUGGCUUUAUAAUAGAAAUCUCAAAUUUCUUAAUUGGCCUCCAUAUUCUCCAGAUUUAAAUAUAAUAGGAAAUCUUUGGGGUAUAGUAAAGCAAUGUUUAGAAAAACUACAUAUUCAGUUAUGGGAGCAAAUAAAAAGAAUAUGGGAUCUUAUUGAUAAUAAUAUCAUUAACAACUUAUUCGAAUCUAUGCCAUGA